Messenger RNA from Gracilinanus agilis (Agile Gracile Mouse Opossum), 2163 nucleotides. RefSeq names its product protein phosphatase 1 regulatory subunit 3E (gene PPP1R3E). Gene Ontology annotation, biological process: regulation of glycogen biosynthetic process. Gene Ontology annotation, cellular component: protein phosphatase type 1 complex. NCBI's taxonomy places the organism in Eukaryota, Metazoa, Chordata, Mammalia, Didelphimorphia, Didelphidae. Gene Ontology annotation, molecular function: glycogen binding; protein phosphatase 1 binding. The coding region runs from base 816 to 1676 and encodes 286 amino acids. The transcript has 4 exons. The record is from RefSeq and is a predicted model, not a curated record.
AUUUUGUUGUUUUUAAUUCCAUCGGCUUGUUUUUAAUAAAUAAAAAUUGUGACAAGGUCUCCAACUCUGCUUUUAGGGAGGAGUACCUCCUCUUCCAAGUAUGAUAUGGGCAGAUAGCACCCAGUAGGAAUGUGAGUCCAGCCACCCAUCGUAGAGCCAGGGGUGGGGUCUGAGAAGCUUGGUCCAACUCUGUGCCUAAACCGAGCUGAGCUUCCCUCCCCAGCCUUCCCGGGGUUUACUCUGCUCCCUACCCUGUCCUGCCAGCAUCUCACCGCCCACUGGGAUGUUUAUGUCAGCUAGGCUGACCCUGCCCAACCUUCUCACCUGAGGACAAGGACGGUGUGGAAGGGGAGGCAGGGGAGAGUGAAGACAAGGACGCUCGAUCGGAAAGAGGACGUUUUAACCCUUCCCCGCUGGUACCCUUCCAGACUUGGAUUAACCCUUGGUGGGCCCAGGGAGGCAGCCGGGCUCACCAAGGAUUGGGGCCAGCUUGGGCCUGGGGAGGGCGGAGUCCCCGCCCCCUGGCGCAGCCGGCUGCGGAGACAGAUGGGGAGCCACCUGUCAAACGGGCUGUGGCCGCGGGGCGCGGAGGGCGCGGGCAGCCCCGCGGUGAGCGCACGCUCAGAGGUGCCGACAACCCCGACUAGAGGACACGGAGGAGCCAUGGAGAGGGAUGCUGGGAGCUGACGGCGCGCCCAGCCGGCGGAUUUGCAGGGGGCUCCAGCAGAGGAGAACGCGCCCAAACUCGACAGCUGGGGAGGAGGGCCGAGGCGGUGCCGUGCGGCGGCUGCCAAAGCAGCCAGGGCGGGAGUGCCAUGUCUCGGGAAAGGCCCCCACGCACCGACAUCCCCCGCAACCUCAGCUUCAUCGCGGCGCUGACAGAACGAGCCUACUACCGAAGCCAGAGGCCCAGCCUGGAGGAGGAGCCGCAGCCGGAGGAGGAGGAGCCGGAGCCCCGGGAGGGGGGCGGGGCGCGCCUCCGGCCUCGUUCCCGAGCCCUAGCCGCCGUAAGGGGCCGUCGGGCCCGCUCUGCUCCCGCUGGAGGCGGUGCCCGAGCCCCGCGCAGCCGCAGCCCGGACACCCGUAAACGAGUGCGCUUCGCCGACGCUUUGGGACUAGAGCUGGCGGCAGUCCGCCGCUUCAGUCCCGGGGAACUGCCCCGCGUGCCCCGCCACGUGCAAGUCCAGCUGCAGCGCGACGCCCUCAGGCACUUUGGGCCUUGCCCACCCCGCACCCGCAGCCUCCAGGAGGCGCGCGCUGCCCUCGAGCCCGCCCGCGAGCCCGGCUUCGCCGCCCGCCUGCAGGCCCAGCGCAUAUGCCUGGAGCGAGCAGAGGCGGGCCCGCUGGGCGUGGCUGGGAGCGCGCGCGUGCUGGACCUGGCCUACGAGAAGCGCGUGAGCGUGCGCUGGAGCGCGGACGGUUGGCGCAGCCAGCGCGAGGCUCCCGCCACCUACGCAGGCCCGGCUCCGCCCCCUCCGCGUGCGGAUAGAUUCGCCUUCCGCUUGCCUGCCCCACCAAGCGGGGGUGCCUUGCUCUUCGCCCUUCGCUACCGUGUAACAGGCCUUGAGUUCUGGGACAACAACGGCGGCCGCGACUACGUUCUGCGCGGGCCUGACUCCCCCAGCAGUGGUAGCAGUAGCGACUCGGAACCUCAGGGCUGGAUCCACUUUAUCUGAACGUGGAACGGGGAACCCAGGGAUCAGGGGAAAGUGCGGAAAAACGGCGGGAGAAACCAAAGGAACAGAGGGUCGGGGGGAGCCGAGGAUGCGGCAAAGGAAUGAAGAGCUUGCUUGCUGUUCUCCCAGACUGAGCCAUUUGCCCUCUUCUGGCCUCAGGUUCCCUCUUGGAAGUCUUCCAGAGGAGAGGUGGGAAGAAGGCAAACAGCAGUUUCUUCUUGGUGACCCAGAUGAACUUUGUUUCCCCAGCCUCCAUUUUAGUGGAGAUGAUAAUGAGCAGUGAAGUUGCCAGAAGACUCUGAAUCUACUGAUUCUAUCAGCAGCAGAUGAGAGGACAUAAAAAUCGACUGAAUGUACACUUGCAUCCUCACCAUGCUCUCACAUCCAAUAAAACUGUGUACCUUUAGUUCCAGUAUGACAAUAUUUCCCUAAACUAUAUUCUUUAAUAUAACCUGAUUCUGGACCACCUGUAUGAACACAGUAUCCU